Molecule: messenger RNA, 1324 nt
Organism: Lates calcarifer (barramundi perch)
Lineage: Eukaryota; Metazoa; Chordata; Actinopteri; Centropomidae
Product: prostasin
Exons: 6
Coding region: 87-998 (303 amino acids)
Biological process (GO): proteolysis
Molecular function (GO): serine-type endopeptidase activity
Source: RefSeq, a predicted model, not a curated record
UAAAAACCCUGAGUCUCUUCAGACUGACACACCUUCUUCUUCUUUACUCCUCUGUCCAUCACCACACUCAGUCUGAAUAUCACAGCAUGGAGGUGAAGCUGUUGGUCUGUGCUGUCGUGCUGUCGGCCUUCACAGUUACAGGAAACAACGCACAGUCAAAUGUUUGUGGCACCGCACCGCUCAACCCAAAGAUCAUAGGAGGUGAGAGUGCUGCUCCCGGGGCGUGGCCCUGGCAGGCCAGUCUGAACCUGAACGGCAUAUAUCUUUGUACAGGAUCGCUCAUCAACAACGAGUGGGUCCUGACGGCUGCUCACUGUUUCUCCACCACCAUCACUGCUGGUUGGCAGGUUCACCUCGGACGUGACAGACAACAAGGCUCGAAUCCUAACGAGGUGUACCGGACAGUGUCUCGGAUCAUCAGGCAUCCGAACUACGUGGCCUCGAGAUUCGAUUACGACGUAGCCUUACUGAAGCUGUCCACACCAGUUCAGUUCACCAACUACAUCAGACCUGUGUGUCUGGCGGCGGACGGCAGCGUCUUCGGGGGUGGCACGACCUGCUGGGUCACCGGGUGGGGAUACAUCCAUCCAGACAUUCCCCUUCCCGCCAAUCAGAUGCUGCGGCAGGCGAGUGUUCCCGUCGUGUCCGACAGUCGGUGCAGCAAGCUCUACGCCAAUGAAUUCACAAGCAACAUGAUCUGUGCUGGUGUCCCUCAGGGAGAUAUUGGCCCCUGCUAUGGGGACUCAGGAAGCCCGAUGGUCUAUAAAAAUGGCUCCAGGUGGGUCCAGGCUGGACUGGCAAAUUUUGGAAAAGGCUGUGGCCAGCCUGAUUACCCACUGGUCUACGCCCGUGUGUCUAAGUAUGAGAGAUGGAUCAAAAGCCAGAUCACCACUAACCAGCCGGGCUUCGUCUCUGUCUCCGUCUCGGGCUCCUCCAGCAUCGGUCCAGCCGCUGGACUCAUCCUCCCUGUUCUCUCUGUCUUCGUCCUCUCUCUUUAAUGAUGCCAGAGGUUUGUCGGGUUAAUGCAUCAGUACAGAGUCAGACGACUGUUAAAACGUCCACCUGAGCAAGUUUACAGUCUCAAAAUAAAAUCUGCAUGAGGUGAAAUAUUUUCUGUGUUUUAGUCAUUUUAGAGAAAUGAGUCAACAGGACACGAAGAUCAGGAACUAAAGAAAAUGAAGCUUUAUUUGAACAUUAGCGCUGCAGCUAAGAAAUGUUUUCAUUGUCAGUUCAUCUGCUGAUUAUUUAUAAAUGAAUGAAUGAAUGAUCAUGUCUAUAAAGAGAGAAAUGUAAAUUAAUUCUAAUAAAUUCAUUUUCAAAAACA